Molecule: messenger RNA, 1292 nt
Organism: Guillardia theta CCMP2712
Lineage: Eukaryota; Cryptophyceae; Pyrenomonadales; Geminigeraceae
Exons: 9
Coding region: 30-1130 (366 amino acids)
Source: RefSeq, a predicted model, not a curated record
AAGUAGGUGCCAAGGUUGUUGCUCGUCCGAUGGCGCAGCUGGUGCCGAGAGUGCGUAAACGAAGUGACCUGGAGAACCUUGCCGACAAUGAUGUCUCGGACAGUCAGCAUCAGAAGAGGUCAUUGCAGGAGAGUGCCUGGCAGAGUGACUUGAGAGUUGUCAGCUCUCAACAGAACGACUGGAACUCUGGUGACAACUCCGAGCGAGAGGAUGGGAGCCCGAGCAAACGCAGGAGGCUACGACACGAUCCUACCAAAGAUCUCAGUAACUCACGAGGAGCCGGCCUCAAGAAUAGACAGUCCACGCUCAAGAAUUCCUCUAGCGCCCAGCUUAUCACAGCCCUGUGGAAGCGACCGCCGCAGGAACUCUUUGCUCAGCUACGUUCCCUAGAGAAACUCACUUCCUGGAUCCGAAGACGCAGUAGUAGCGCAGGGGCCGCGAGCAAUGCCAACCAAGUGAACAGUGUUGCUGCGGUGGCUGCCGCUGCUCCCCAACCUGCUGCUCCUGUUGCGCCGGCUUCAAACACGGGACCCUCGUCUAUUCCCGCUCCUCCUUGGGUCCAGAAGAUGACAGAGACCGUUCCCGGCUGCAAGGGAUAUCCCAAGGCCAUCCGCGACCUGGUAUGGGUGAAGUUGUCAAGUGGGAUGGAUCCCAAGGAGAUCGCGCUGCAAACUGGACUGCAAGCUAAGACUGUCAAGAAGUGGAAGGAUAGGAUUGUUGAGCAGGGAACUCCUUAUGCCCUGCCCAAUGGAGCUCUCCAGCGCAAGAAACCGAUCGCUGAAGGGGAGGAGGAGAAGAAGAGGAAGCCAAGAGUGCGCAUCAGAGACAAGGCGUACAUGGCGGAGGCCAUGCGCCGCUAUCGAAUGAAGAAGAAGAUGCAGGUGAAUGGAAGCGCUAUGGCCUCAGUCUCGCAGGGUGGUGUGGUAGACGUGCCCGGUUCCCUGCCCUCGUCCAUGCUCGGAGUGUCCUCCCAGCAGCUACAGCUGCAAGUACAAGGAGGACAAGUUGUGGGAGGGGCAGCAUCAGGGUCAGUGGGUCAGGGAGCAGUUCAAGGAGGACAUGCAAACGUUGGACACUCGUACGGACACGGGCACGACUUCUCUCCUCCUCGCACUCCAAUGCUUCCGUAAGAUCUGGCUUUGACGCACUAUGGAACAGCUGCUCCUCUUGCUGCUGUUUUUCCUCCUUGCUCCUCAAGACCUGUUCUGUUGUUUUAGGAUCAGGAAAUCUCCAAUCUUUGCUUUCUGUAUAUUGAUAAUCAACGAGGAGCAGAAUACAAUCCUUCAUCGUUU